Molecule: messenger RNA, 2937 nt
Organism: Populus nigra (black poplar)
Lineage: Eukaryota; Viridiplantae; Streptophyta; Magnoliopsida; Malpighiales; Salicaceae
Product: cuscuta receptor 1-like
Exons: 7
Coding region: 131-2914 (927 amino acids)
Molecular function (GO): protein binding
Source: RefSeq, a predicted model, not a curated record
UGGGAUGGGAGACCGUCGCCGUCGUGCAGUUUUUUUCACGGCAUGGGUCCGCGAAGUCCUCUAUAAAAGCCUAAACCUCCUCCCUGUCCUCUAUAACAAAUAUUGAUCAGCAUUUCUUUUUGAUAUUAAGAUGGGGCUUCUACUUCAGAUGUUGAUGGUGUUAGUAAUGAUGGUUUCCCUGCAAGGAUGGCUGCCUCUUGGUUGCUUGGAGGAAGAGAGAAUCGCUCUGUUGCACCUCAAAGAUGCUCUUAACCAUCCCAAUGGCACAUCCCUACCCUCCUGGAGAAAAGGUGACGCCGAGUGUUGUUCUUGGAAAAGUAUUGAGUGCAGCAGCAGCACAGGUCGAGUCACCAUGCUCAAUCUUGGGAGCGUAAGGAAUCAGGAACUGGGAGAUUGGUACUUGAAUGCCUCCUUGUUUCUUCCUUUUCAACAACUCAACACUCUGUCCUUGUCAGAUAAUCGUAUAGCUGGUUUGGUUGAGAAGAAAGGUAGUUAUGAACAGCAGAGAUUGAGCAAUUUGGAGCAUCUUGACUUGAGAAUAAAUCACUUUGAUAAUAGUAUUUUAUCAUUCGUGGAGGGAUUUUCGUCUCUUGAAUCAUUAUAUUUAGGUUAUAAUAAAUUGGAGGGGUUAAUCAAUUUGAAAGAAUCUUUGAGCAGCUUGAAGAACUUGGAUUUGAGCGGCAAUAAUAUUAACAAAUUGAUAGCCUCAGAAGGUUCAAGCAACUUGAGUAUUCUAAGGCUAGAAAAUAUCACAACCUAUAGAAGUAGCUUCCAACUGGAAUCAUUAGAAGCAUUUUCAAACCUCACAACACUUUAUCUGAGCUCCAAUGAUUUUAGAGGAAAAAUAUUAGAAUUGCAAAAUUUGAGUUCAUUGGAAGCGUUAUAUCUGGAUCGUUGUUUUCUAGAUGAAAAUAUCAUUCAAAGCCUUGGAGCAUUGCCUUCUCUAAAACACAUGUCGUUGCGAGCACUCAGUAGCAUUGUACCUUCUGGAGGCUUCCUUAAUCUUAAGAACUUGGAAUUCUUGGAUUUGAGUUAUAAUACUCUCGACAAUACCAUCUUCCAAACCAUUGGUCUAUGUGACUUAAAUCAUCUCCAAAUGCUAUAUAUGUAUGGCAAUGAUCUCAGUGGUUUCUUGCCUCUGUGUCUAGCAAAUUUGACUUCCCUUCAACGAUUAGAUCUCUCUGACAAUCACUUGAAGAUCCCUAUGUCAUUAAGCCCAUUAUACAACCUUUCAAAACUCAAGUAUUUUGAUGGUUCAAGUAAUGAAAUAUAUGCAGAAGAAGAUGAUCAUAAUCUGAGCCCAAAGUUCCAGUUAGAGCACCUCUCUUUGAGUGGUCGCGGACAAGGUGCGGGAGCAUUUCCCAAGUUUCUUUACCAUCAGUUCAACCUACAAUAUGUGGAUCUUACAAACAUCCAAAUAAAAGGAGAGUUUCCAAAUUGGUUGAUUGAGAACAACACAAACCUACAAGAUCUUUAUUUAGAAAACUGUUCUCUUUCGGGUCCAUUUUUGUUGCCAAAGAAUUCUCAUGUGAAUUUGUCAUUCCUAAGUAUAUCCAUGAAUUACUUUCAAGGCCAAAUCCCUUCAGAAAUCGGAGCUCAUUUACCAAGGUUAGAAGUUUUAUUGAUGUCAGAUAAUGAUUUUAAUGGAAGCAUUCCUUCCUCAUUGGGUAACAUUAGCUCGCUACAAGUGUUAGACCUGUCCAACAAUGUUUUGACUAGAAGAAUACUUUCGAACAAUAGUUUGCAAGGGCAGAUCCCUGGAUGGAUAGGGAAUAUGCCUUCUCUUGAAUUCUUGGACCUAUCAGGGAACAAUUUCGUUGGUCCUUUACCAUUUAGAUUCGGAACUUCUUCAAAAUUGAGAUAUGUUUAUUUGUCUAGAAAUAAGUUGCAAGGACCGAUCGCAAUGACAUUUUAUGACUCCUCUGAGAUAUUUGCAUUAGAUCUUUCCCAUAAUAAUUUAACUGGUAGAAUUCCAGAAUGGAUAGACAGGUUAUCUAACUUGAGAUUUCUACUCUUGAGUUAUAACAAUCUUGAAGGUGAAAUCCCAAUUCAAUUAUGCAGGUUGGACCAAUUAACCCUGAUUGAUCUUUCUCAUAACCACCUUUCUGGUAACAUCCUCUCUUGGAUGAUAUCUACUCAUCCUUUCCCACAACAAUACAAUUCUCGUGAUUUUGUGUCCUCAUCACAACAAUCUUUCGAGUUUACAACGAAGAAUGUAUCCCUUUCUUAUAGAGGCACCAUUAUCCAGUACUUCGCAGGAUUUGAUUUCUCAUGCAACAAUUUCACUGGAGAGAUUCCUCCUGAAAUUGGAAACCUCAGCAUGAUCAAGGUAUUGAACCUUUCGCAUAAUAGUUUGACUGGACCAAUUCCACCAACAUUUUCGAACUUAAAGGAAAUAGAAAGCUUGGAUCUUUCUUACAACAAACUGGAUGGAGAACUCCCACCUCGACUUACUGAGCUAUUUUCUCUAGAAGUUUUCAGUGUGGCGCAUAAUAAUCUAUCCGGCAAGACUCCUGCGAGAGUUGCACAGUUUGCCACUUUUGAUGAAAGCUCCUAUAAGGACAACCCUUUUCUUUGUGGAGAACCGCUACCCAAAUUUUGUAGUGAGGUUAUGCCACCAUCACCAUCACCAUCACCAAUUUCAACGAACAAGAACAACGAAGAUAAUGGUGGCUUCAUAGAUAUGAAGGUUUUCUAUGUGACCUUUGGGGUUGCAUAUAUCAUGGUAUUGUUGAUGAUGAGUGUAAUUCUGUACAUAAAUUCAUAUUGGCGACGAGCUUGGUUUUACUUUAUUGAGGUGAGCAUUAACAAUUGUUAUUAUUUUAUUAUGGAUAAUCUUCCUAUUUUAUCUUUGGGUUUUCAUAGCCUUGGUGCAUCGUUUUGUAUUUUAGUUUUAAGACUUAAACAAGUUUAAAUGCAAUGUUAUAUUGAUUUUCA